Toxoplasma gondii ME49 is the source of this 4427-nucleotide messenger RNA. RefSeq lists its product as hypothetical. The transcript has 13 exons. Gene Ontology annotation, biological process: response to pheromone; transport; G protein-coupled receptor signaling pathway. NCBI's taxonomy places the organism in Eukaryota, Apicomplexa, Conoidasida, Eucoccidiorida, Sarcocystidae. The record is from RefSeq and is a predicted model, not a curated record. Gene Ontology annotation, cellular component: Golgi apparatus; membrane. The coding region runs from base 751 to 3750 and encodes 999 amino acids.
UCCUUUCUUGAGGAGACGCGAGGCUGUUUACGGUCUCGCCUCUUCGGCGCGAAAUCUACGUGAAAAAACUCGGACGAGACCACACAUUUUCCUCCUCUCACCGGAAAACAACAGCUCCUCCUACACGGCAGUGCCCGUUUACGAGCGUUGUCACUUGUGAAUCCAGUGUCGCUUUUUGCGACUCUUUGAGUUUUACGAAGGUUGAGAAGGUGUUUCUUUAUAUUCUUCACCCUCUCUCGCCGAAUGUCCGGCCGAAAAGCAGAGACUUCAGGCUUCAACUCUCCUGCGAGUCUGCAGCUGCGAGACAGACAGCGAGGACCGUUUCUUUCGACGACUUCGUCGAGCAAACGUAGCUCCAGUCCUCGGUCUCUUUUUUCGAGCGUGAAGUUUUUCAGGAGGAGACUUCUGCUUCCUCUCGGCUCUCCUGCCUCUCCUCGAAGAGGUGCUCUGAGAGGGGGAAGCUGUUUCCAGCCAACAUUUCUGCACGACGAGCUCGAGAACCUCCACGACCGCUCGUGACUUUUCGCUCACAUGUCCUCCUUCUACCCGAAACGUCCACUUAGACCCCGUACGGGAGAAUUCCGCCGCGUUUCCGGCUCGCUUUGUUAGCAAAUCUCCAGGCACUGGAGCCUCGCAUUUGCUCUUUUGCGUGGAAGAAGUCCGCGCCUUCGCGGCGAAUCUGCGCGCCCAACGGUCUAACUCCACUAUAAAACGUCGGCGGUAGUUGCUACGCCCGGAGUGGAGAGAAACAUGAACAGGUGUGAAGAUCGGAACGCGAGGCGCCGAGAAGCGCACAACUCGGAGGAAAAGAUGAAGCACAGGCGGUGCGCCAUGUCGUCUGUGUCGCAUCCCCGACGAGAGGAGAAAGGUUUCGGCCUCGGUUCUCGACCAUGGAGGGUACAGGCGAAUAAGGAAGCUCUCAAACACAGAAAAGGCUCUUCAAAGACAAGCCCAAGCUGUGGAGCGAAAUCGACAAACGCGAGAAGAAAAUAUCACCGCUCCGCAGAGGCGACAGGAGAGCCAAAAGUCCACACAGUCGACAGAGAGAAGAACAUCGACACAGUCGAUGAAGAGAUCGAGAGAAAGAGGAGUGCUUAUGGGGGGAGACUCGCGGGUCGUUGCUCUCGAAGGCGACCCCAAAAAGGACGGCCGACCAGACGUUUCCUGUCUGUCUGCUUCACAGACAUACGCCGCAGUCGCUCUCCCAUCUCGAAGGCUUCCUCGGGUGUACGUACACCUUGGGCUGGCGCGUUUUGCUCCUCUCGUGAUGCAUGUCACGAGCGCAGAGGAUGUGGAUUGCCGGUGUCAUUCAGAGAUGGAGACGGGAGAAGAAGAGAAACGUCUGAGUCCGGAUUUUGUAGAGAUCCUCAGCUUCACUUGAGCGCUGAUAUGUCUUCAGAGCUUUCUGCGUUUUCUGCCAAGGCGACCAGCAGCUCUUGCAUUUCUUCGCGUCUGUCCACCUUGGAGAUGAAGAGUGAAAAAGGAAAUCUGAGAAGCGAUACAGAUCAAAGCGUUUCUCGACAGCCUCUCUCUCUUUCCUUUUCUCGGCGAACGCCUUCAUCUUCCUCCCCACGACGUUCGUGUGCGUCGUCUUCCCUGUCGCCUCCUGUGUCUCUUCCUUCCCGUCCUUCUUCCCCGUCUUCGUCUGUUCUUUCUCGUCCUUCUGUUUCUUCCUCGUCUUUGUCUCUUUCUUCUUCGCGUCGGUCAGUGUGUAUGUUGUCUCCCACCCCUCUGCGUUCUUCUCCUCGCGUUUCCAGAAGGAAACGAAGUCGACUGUCUCAGCUGCGCCGGUUUCUCCUCCAGGCGGCCUUCGUCAUGCUUUUCUCCGCUGUUUUCGCCAGUUUUUCUGGACAGCACACAACGGAGUUCUUCGCGGAGGCAAUAGUGUGCGGAGUCGAGGCGCCCGACGGUUUGCUUGCGGCCGCGACGGCGGCUGGAAGCUCCACGCCUGCUCUCGACAUUUUUGCUCUGCCGCUUUGUCGCCUCCCCUACUUGGUGAACUCGGCGAUUCCACCCAAGGACGCCCCGCAUGUUGGCCUGCUCGCCGGAGGAUUCAUUGAUAUUGAUUUGGAGAUUCUUCCAUCGAAUUACGUGAACAAUUUGCCCCUGAGGAGACCGCGGUUCUCUGGAGAAGCGAAUCGGCUUUCAACUGGCCCGGAGUCUCCGCUGAGAGACGCUCUUUUUUCAACAGCUGCACCUGCACGCGGUCUUGCUGCCUUCCCCUCUGUGGUUUCUCUCUCCGACAAGAAACCUGAAGAACGCGCAUCGACGGUUUCAUCUCGUUUUUCUGAGUCUCGGAGUCUCCCUGUUUUCUUCAACAAAUUCCAGGAGAAUCUCGCUGGGCUCGCAUGCACGUUCCAAGGCCUGGCAAGAAACUUCUUCUCUGAACUGAGGGAGGCAGUUGCCUUUGCGUCUCCUACGCUUCUUUACCGCGCCUCGAGGCUUUCAAAAGCCGAGAGGGGAGAGUCGACGGUCAACGCUGUCAGUGACGCUGCAGAUAAUGCGGCCAGAGUGGAGAAUUCGAAAGAGAGCGCACGAGCCGAAAAAGAGAAGAAGCUGAGCGAGAUGGAAGCAAGACGCCUGGCGGCAGAGUCUCUUCUGGCAAAUCCGCUUCGCGACGACCCCCUGGUUGCGGCAGUCAACAACACCUACGUCCUUGUGAUGGAUCACUUUCAGUUUCUGUUCUUCGAACAAGACGGUGACUGGUUGCCUUCCUUCACAGCGGCCGACAACGUCGUCGCCAAUUCGUACAUUCCUGCUUUCAAGCGCCUGCCGUUUGCGUCUUCUCGCUUGCGAGUGCGAAUUCAAGUUCCGAGGCGAGACCGCUACGCCGUGGUUCUCCUCAACGCCGACGGCUUGGAUUUACGGCUUCGGGGCUCUGUCACCUUUCUGAAUCCUGACGCCCAACAACUGUCUGCGGAGCAACUUCAUCUGCCCGACACGGUCUUUGGCCUCAUGAUUCUCUACCUCGUCACGUCCGGCGUCCUCGUGCUUCUGAUGCUCGUUUUCCGGCGACGAAGGUGGAAUGGCGUCCACCUGUUGAUGCUCGGAAAUUUUCUGUUCGCGGCUCUGGCGUUUUCUCUCGACUGGAGGCAAGCUGUCUACAUGGCAGAGCACGGCAUUCGACAUCCUGCGUUGUGGGUUGCUUCUCGGGUGUUCAAGAAGAUGCAGGACAUCUCUGCCCUGAUGACUUUCAUCCUCGUUUCGCUUGGGUGGAAGACGCUGCGGUCGCAGUUAAGCCGCAUCGAAGUGCAGUUUGUUGCCGGUCUCUGCGUGAUAUCUCUUUACCUCGGCUUCUUCGAGAUCAUCUUGGGCGGCUUCCAGGGCACACGGUACAUCUUGCAUGCACUGGGGUAUAUUUGCGUCCUCGUCGCCAUCAACGCGAACCUCGCGCUCUUGCAUGCCCACAUCGCAGACUCUUCACUCAGCCCGUCCACGGGUGAACUGUACCACAAAUACGACGGCUACCAGACCUAUCGGUGGAUUUUCUUUCUUUACCUGAUGAAGCCUGUGACGCUUGUCUUCUACAAGUUAACUUUUCUCAAUCUGGCGUACGAGCAGCUUCUCUCGUGGGAUGAAUGGGUGUUUGUCCUAGUCGACAACUUAAUGGACUACCUGAUUUACGUAGGACUUCUCUACGCCUUCAGACCAGUGGGGUCGAUGCGUGUUUUGCGGGAUCUUACUCCGGAGAAUGCAAGCUCAGCCAGUGGCACACGGGCGCCUCCGGCCACGACUGUGUCGCCUGCCUGAAAGGAAAUGAGCAACAUCGAGAGGAAGGAGAGUAAACAGGAAAGGUGAUAAAGAAGGAAUCGAACAAGGAACCAAAGAAGAUGAUGAAGGCGAUAAAGGAACAAAGAGAGGGGAAAUGAAGGUCUCGAACUUCUCCAAGCACAACACAGGCACCUCGUGGCCAUGUCGGAGCCACUACAACUCGUUCGAUUUUCGAAUGAAAUGUACACGAUCACCUAUAUAUAUAUAUAUAUAUAUAUGUAAAGGUAUAGAUUCUCGAUCAUUUGCACGUUUGUGUGUUUUGGGUCGGGAAAUGGCGCCGUUGUCCGAGUUAAAACUGAGCAACAUGUGCUUGUGCACUGGGGUAGGGAGUGAGCGAGAAAGAUACAACCAGGCAGCGUUUUGUAGAAGACUGCAUGCGGACGUCUCGUCUACAUGUUUCAGUGUUUUUGUCUCCUUCUCUGUUUAGCAUGUGCAAAGGGGAGAGAGUUUCUGAAUCAUGUGUUACUUUUUAGAAACCAACAGAGAGUAGUGUCUGUGGAUAUGCAAGUGUUACAAGUGAACACACACUCACAGGUGUAUCUCUCUCACGGGACUGUUGGCGAACGUUACGCCUAAGGCAGCCCGGAAAAGCCGUUUUCUCGAAAUCAGCACAGCAUUGUGGGACCAUUCUUCUUCUCCAACCUCAGAGAAGGCCU